Molecule: messenger RNA, 3131 nt
Organism: Pseudomyrmex gracilis
Lineage: Eukaryota; Metazoa; Arthropoda; Insecta; Hymenoptera; Formicidae
Gene: sosie
Exons: 5
Coding region: 957-1472 (171 amino acids)
Source: RefSeq, a predicted model, not a curated record
GAUCAGCAUUUUGACCGGCGGACGAGCAUUCCGGCAAAUUGCCUUGUAAAUCACGCGGCACGUCCUGCACGCGUCUUGUUAAAUUUACGAAUCACACGCGAGCAACUUUCGCGUGUGCGAUCGGCGAUCGAUAUCACACAACAAAAGAAAGACCUUUUCCUUCUUGUCGGGAACGGAAGGCGACGCGAUCGUUGUAAAAUCGACACGACAAUCCGACACGCGGCUUCCCGCCGCGCUGUAAACAGUAGUUGCACGCGUUUGUGAGGGAGGCUUAGCGUGCAGGAGGCGCACACAUUUCUACGACUGUCUUGUCCAUAAAAUACUGGUAACACCGGGCGAUAAAUUUUCGGUCGCUUUCGUGCAUACGCGACCCCCGGAUGAACCUGCUUUGUUACUCCGCGGAGUUAACAUUUUGAGCUCGACGGUUAUUUCGCCGACUGGCAAGAAACGUGUACAACAAAAGUGAUAGCGGGAAGGAACAGUUAUACAACAUUCUCAAGGAAGGUAGUAAAGGUAACCACCUUACACAGCGGAGCAUUUUCUACCUUAGUGGUGGCAGCACGUAGGAGGGGUUUCGUAGUGGGGGUUGCUUCUCGAAGGCUUAAAAGGUCUUCUGACGUCCUUGUAACACGCAGUCUUGGAAAUCAAACAUACAAGUUAUUCCGCGUAAGUGGAUCAGAAGUGCGAAGACGAACACAUUUCUCAUCUGACUUUGUCGCCCCCGUCGAACUUUGACCGGUGUGAUUUGGUGCGCGAUAAGAGAUCAAUUUGUAAACAAGAUAAAAGAGGGAAGAGGCUCGCACGGAAGUGAAGUAAAAAACGCUACGCGGGAGAAGAAAGUGAUUUUUUUUGUGAGUCUUCUUUUGAAGAGAAAUUCAGAUCGGUGUGAUUUGUGACUGUAUAAGAGUGAUAAUAAUAUAAAAUAUUAUUUGCAUAACGCAAUCUCGAUCAGGACCAUGAGGGAAGGAUUGGGUAUUCGAGUAAUUGUAGCAAUUCUGCUGGUCAUAUCGAUAUUUUCGCCGCCGAUGUCCGGCGCUCUUACCACUUUCGGGAAGAGCAAUCAGAAUAAUCCGCCUCAAAACCCACCGCAGCCGCCAACACCAGUUGGUAAAGCUCGCGAGUGCAAGAUGGAUAAUGACUGUGCUGGAAUUCAAAAUACUACGUGCAUGUCGGAUCGCAAAGAUGGAAAACUUCGAUGUCUCUGCGGCGAUUACACGGCGCCUCUUAACGGUGCUUGCGCCAAUAAAUAUAAAGCAAUUCAUGCACUUUGCACCAAUAACGACGAAUGUAUACUAAACGCUCAUUGCGUUCAGAGCAACAGUACUAAUAAGGGAAAACGCUGUUACUGCAAGGAGGGAUAUUUCGAAGAAACUCCAAUGUUUUGCAGCGGUUGCUCAUCUGUCUUCACGUUGUACACGACGACUCUUCUUCUGGCUGCUUCGAUCGUGCUAGGAAAACUUAACUACAUAUAAACAUUUUUCUCGAGCUUUCAAUAUUUAUCUUGAAAAUUCUUGAAUCUAAACGAGAUAAUCCUCAGUAGAGAAUCAAUAAUUCUUCGAAACUAACGAAUCAAAGAGAUAUAAUGACUAAAAAUACGCUUACUUAUAACAUACUAAUCUCGUUAAUUUAACAAAAAUAAACAGACGUCCUGAAAUAUUUAAGAGUGAUAAUGCACAUGUUUGUGCGAAAUAGUUGCAAAGUCUAAUCGAAGUCUUUCGACUCGACAAAAAGUACGUAUAUAUAUUUCGGCAAUCGUACACUUUUUCAUAUUUCUCUAGCAGAGAUUCAAUCACUUCUUUUUCGCAACGAUUCGUUUUAAAAUUGAGAGACAUUGCGUCUAUAUAUUUAAUCAUCUUACAAUUAACGUAUCGAUUUACAGAUAAUAGAUCUUAGAGUUGGCCAUAAGAUGUAUAUUGCGAGAGAAAAAUUCAAAUAGUUUUAAUAAUCUUCUAUAAGGAUAAUAUCCGGAGUGGUUUAGAGUUUCCAUUUCAUUCUCAAUUUCAAUUUGUUUGUAACAAAUAAAUGUAUCAGAAUUGUUUUGUUUUUUGUUCUUUUAUAAUUCGAAUAUUUUUUUAAAAAUUCAAGAUGUAAUGUUCGAAUUAGAUUUUACUGACGCAGUAAAUGUUUUACGAAAUUACACUUCUAAGUACGACUUCUUUACUACUUACACAUGGUUUAAUAAAUACAGCGGACACUUAACUCUAAAUGACUCCGUAUGCGAUUGUCAAUCAAUCGUAAGUAAGUAAUCGUUAUUACUUAAAUCGAACAUUUAAGCUAUAGUCCCUACAGUUAAAACAAUAUUGGUGUAGUUUAUUAUUAUUACAAAAUGGCAGUUAGGUAAAUAAGAUAAUAUGAUAUUAGAAUAAAACUGAUUAGCGUAUCAUAAAUAUAAAAUUUUAUCCGUACCACUUGCGCAAAAAAACACACCGCUUGCAGAAAUUUAUUUUACUGGUGUAAUCACAAAAUAAUAAUUUAUUUUAACUAAUAAAAGCAUCGAUAUUUUGAAUAUCAACAGAUGUUAAUACUCAAAAUAAACCUUUGGCCAUACAUACCGUUAAUAAAUUUCUGUAAGGAAUUUCUGCCAUAUUUAAUUACUAUUACCAUAUUGCAAUUUUCGUAUUGUUUUCUAAUAACGAGUGCGAAAUAAUAUAAAAUUAAUGCAAAUACAACUUAUUAUCAGAUUCUUUCAUAGUUUAUCGAAUUUGUCUCGAGCUUUAGAAUUCGGAGGUAAAAAAAUGAUGCUUUAACAAUAAAUUUUUGUAGUGUUUAUGAUUAAGCUUCGCGUUUUAACUGCACCGAAGGAUAAAUAUAUACUUACCAAGAGUGUACACGCACGUAAUAGUAAUAAAUUUAUUAUAAAUUUGUAUGAUAAAAAUAAUAUAGAAUAUAUAACACAAAUGUAAACUACAUUUAUCUUUCCUAUGAUAUACCAAGAUUCUUCGUUGUUAUACAACUUCGUUAACUUAAUUCUGCACAUCACUUUCGCAUUGAUCGUGUAUGUGAAUAAAUGCACUUGGAAUUUCUCUGCUAUAUAUAUAUAUAAUUGUGCAUUUUUAACAAUAUAUCACAAAAAUUUGUUUUACUCCAACUUUUUAACAUUUAAGUGCACAUCUUUUCCAAAACUUUGUAAU